GCUGGGGAAGUGUGUCUCCUACGAAUUCUGUCCACAGGUGCUGCAAGCCAUAAGCGCCCCCACCUGCGCUAUGGGCUCAGAAGUCUGGGUCGGCACUUGGCGGCCACAUCGGCCCCGCGGCCCCAUCGCGGCACACUACAGAAGCCCGGGGCCAAAAUACAAGCUGCCAACGAACACCGGUUACAAACUGCACGAUCCGUCUCGGGCGCGAGCCCCCGCCUUCUCCUUCGGCUCGCGUCUACCCUUGCGGCAUGCAACCUGCGGACCCGGGCCGAGUUACCUGGUGCCUGCCCGCAUGACUGUGCGCGGCAGCGUUGGUUCCCCGGCCUUCUCCAUCUACGGUCGCCUAAGCCACACCGCGCCCGUCCUCACUCCGGGACCGGGCAGGUACUCCCCAGAACGCGCGGGAAAUGCGACGUACCCCAGCGCUCCUCGGCAUACCAUCGCUCCCCGAAACUGGGGCAUCCUCUCAAAGCAAGAAACCCCAGGUCCUGGGUCCUACACCGUGCCUUCGCUCUUGGGCCCACGAGUCAUAAGCAAAGUCUCAGCCCCAACUUACUCCAUCUACGGCCGCAGCACUGUGGGCAGCUGCUUCGAGGACCUCAGCAAGACCCCAGGCCCUUGUGCCUACCACGUUGUGAGCCCUGGGGUCUACAAGACUCGAGCCCCGCAGUUCACGAUGCUGGGGCGGGCUCUGUCACCUCUACAGAACACCAGCAAGCCAGGACCGGCAUCCUACAGCGUGGACAAGGUGGUCUGGAGUCGAGGGUCAAGGGGCAGGGGAUGAGGGUCUGAGGUCUAAGGCAUGGGUCAAAAAGUCCCCGGGGAACUGGCAUCCCUGUAUGAAGCGAAACAGCUGGCUUGGUAAGGUCAGCCGCGUCUCCCGGACCCGCAGCACCGGAAGCCUCGUGGCUGGACCUUCGGGAUCAGGCACUCCGACUACCUGGCCCCCAUGAUACGGUACCACGUGGACGACUGACGCCAUCAAGCACGCAGGCACGCACGCACCGGCCCUCGGUUGUUUACUUAAAGCUUUCUAAGUCA
Molecule: messenger RNA, 1044 nt
Organism: Arvicanthis niloticus (Nile rat)
Lineage: Eukaryota; Metazoa; Chordata; Mammalia; Rodentia; Muridae
Source: RefSeq, a predicted model, not a curated record